GAACUUGAGUUGAGAGUGAACUGUGGGGAGCGGUGCACGUUUGGUUGUGAGUUUUUGUGCUAUGUCUCGCGUCGAAUGAUGGCCGCUGUGACAGGUUUUCAACAUUGAGCAGGGUGUCACGUCAAAAAUAUUUAUACAAUGCUAUCAAUAUUACUAUUAAUGCUAUCAACGGCUUUAGCCGACAACUGCUCGUAUACUUACGACGGCCAGCAAUAUACCAGAACAUCAAUACUAACAAUAAAAGGUUUACCAACAAACCUAGUAGUAAACCCAAACAAUAAAGAUCUUCACUUCACAUUGAUUGAUCUAGAAUCGCUACAGAAUGACGACAUUCAAACCAAAAUGGACCAAUACAUACUUAGAAAUGGAGAACCAAUCAAAAUUGACAAUGUUAACGGUCAAGCAGCAGCAGUCGACGUUAAAAAUGAUAGAGUAUACAUAGGCACUGAUGAUGGAUUGACUUUGUUAAACAAAACUGACAAAGCCACCUUUGUUAGUUUAAAAGACGAAGAUAUAGUCCAAAUAUACAAACCAAACCACGGAGAUGAUCUAUACGUUGUUAUAUUCCCUAACAACGAAGUGUUUAAAGUAAACAUAAAGAAGAAUGAAAAAAGAAGAGUCCAGUAUGUGCCUUGUGCCUUUAUCAUAGCAGUCGACGCUGAUGAUAAUAUAUUUUACGAAUGCGACUCCAAAUACGUCAAGGUUCGGCUAAAAGGGUUCCAUGAACCUAUUGAAUUUGUUGGAAUACCUAAAAAUGCUGCAAGAGCAAUUGCUAUUGAAGACGAUCAUAGAGUAGUAUUAGCUGCUAACGAUGGUCUAUAUCACCUAAAAUCAGAUAACUUAAUUCCUAAGAAGCUGAUGGACCUAGAUUUUGUGCCUGCAGGCAUUGCUUUCGCUGAUGAUGACUUUUAUGUAUCUACGAACGGUAUCGUGUACAAAUACAGUAAUGAUGAUUGUGAGGAAUAAAUUAUUUGAGAAUU
Messenger RNA from Cydia pomonella (codling moth), 980 nucleotides. RefSeq lists its product as uncharacterized. NCBI's taxonomy places the organism in Eukaryota, Metazoa, Arthropoda, Insecta, Lepidoptera, Tortricidae. The transcript has 2 exons. Gene Ontology annotation, molecular function: protein binding. The record is from RefSeq and is a predicted model, not a curated record. Bases 139 to 966 code for a protein of 275 amino acids.